AUGCCGAUGUGUUUUCCAGGAUCUGGGGAUACACCUGAUCCGGACCUAAGAGAGAAAUUAAAGAAAGAGUUCAAGAAGCAUGAUGUGAAUAAUGAUGGUGUUCUGAGUAGGGAAGAGCUAAAAACGGCCUUCAAGGAUUUGGGAGCAUGGUGGCCCAGGUGGCGAACCGAUCGUGCACUUCACCACGUCGAUGCCAACAACGAUGGAGUCAUCAACCCCGAGGAAUUUGAUAAACUCGUCCAAUAUGCUAUGAAAGAACGCUCUAGCUUUAGGCCAAUGUCGCUUCCUGUGUCGGUCAACACUGAAGAAGAUCAAACAUUAAAGGAAGCUUUCAAGAAGCAUGAUGUGAAUCAUGAUGGUGUUCUAAGUAAGCACGAGCUAAUAGGCGCCUUCAAAGAAUUGGGAGCAUGGUGGGCCUGGGGGCGAGCCAGUUGUGCACUUUACAACGUUGAUGUCAACAACGAUGGAGUCAUAAACCCUGAGGAAUUUGAAAAUUUCGUCAGAUAUGCUAAAAAACAUGGAUACAAAGUUAAGUAG
Mangifera indica (mango) is the source of this 537-nucleotide messenger RNA. Its product is annotated as calmodulin-like protein 2. Gene Ontology annotation, molecular function: calcium ion binding. The record is from RefSeq and is a predicted model, not a curated record. The coding region runs from base 1 to 537 and encodes 178 amino acids. Lineage: Eukaryota; Viridiplantae; Streptophyta; Magnoliopsida; Sapindales; Anacardiaceae. The transcript is spliced from 2 exons.